AUGACCGAGACACAGAACACGAGGUCGUUAGCUGACCGCCCGAAACGAGAUGCUGCGAAGAAGUGCUUUCAUAACAUCCAGUUCCUCAACGGGGUUGAUAGCAGUGCCAAGGCUGACCCGCCCAAGAAAGACAUCACCAUGAAUUUGCGUCAGGUACGAAAGCCAACCAAGGAGAUGCAAGAGGCGAAGGAAACGAGCGGAGCGAAGAAGGCAGUCGCGCAUCACAGCUCUACUUCUGAAUCAGAUAAGAAGAAGCAUCACUCACACGACAACCUCCCGGCCAUCGCGGUCGACAAGGGGAUACGCAAACUUGACCUUUCUGCUCUCAAGAAGUAUAAGAGGCACUUUGGACUCAAGACUGGACCAGCCAGCAGUAACAAGGAGGACCUUCAGGCUGCAGUCAUCAAGCACUUCGCAAACGUCCUUCGUGCUGAUGCGUCGAAGGUAGAGAAGUCAUUUUUGAAGAGAAUCCGGGAUAACAGGAGCAAGUGGGAGAUCCACGAUACAGAGAGCGAGAAGGGAUGGGAGAAAGGAUUCAACUAUCAUGUCGAGGACUCCGCUGCUCCCGCUUUGUUGCUUUUCACUGUAUCAUGA
Guillardia theta CCMP2712 is the source of this 594-nucleotide messenger RNA. RefSeq lists its product as hypothetical. Bases 1 to 594 code for a protein of 197 amino acids. NCBI's taxonomy places the organism in Eukaryota, Cryptophyceae, Pyrenomonadales, Geminigeraceae. The transcript has 9 exons. The record is from RefSeq and is a predicted model, not a curated record. Gene Ontology annotation, molecular function: protein binding.